This is a messenger RNA of Salvia miltiorrhiza (redroot sage), 1837 nucleotides long. RefSeq lists its product as uncharacterized. The transcript is spliced from 6 exons. Gene Ontology annotation, cellular component: endoplasmic reticulum tubular network. The coding region runs from base 504 to 1664 and encodes 386 amino acids. The record is from RefSeq and is a predicted model, not a curated record. Gene Ontology annotation, biological process: endoplasmic reticulum tubular network organization. NCBI's taxonomy places the organism in Eukaryota, Viridiplantae, Streptophyta, Magnoliopsida, Lamiales, Lamiaceae.
AUUUCAGAGUUUUAACACCUAAAAAAAAGGAAGCAAAUGUGUUUAUGAAUAUGUUUUAAUGAAUCAUAUAACGAUCCUAUAUUAAAUUUUAAAUAGGAAUUAGCAUUUAAGAUGAUUGCUAAAUUAGUAACUAUAAUCUACUACAUAUUUGAUAAUUCACAUUUUCCCAAAAAUGUUUUGUAAUAAUAUUGUUUUGCAUCUGAAAAUUAUAUUGAGCUCAAACGUCUAAAAAAAAACUCGUGGGUAUGAUUUGUAACAUAGAAUACUACUAGUAUUCUUUUAAUUCUUCAUUACAUGGUUGGCACAUGGGAUGGGUCUCCGAUUUCAAAAAGAGGAUACGCGUCGUCUCGUUUAUUUGCGAAGUUUGCUGCUUUGAUUUUCUCUCCUCAUCAUUUCCAUUGAAAGAUCUAGAACCUCCAUCACGCACUUCAAUUGCACAUCCAAUUUAGGCUUUUUCUUCACAUCGCAAUUCAGAGCCAGCUCCAAUCGGGACGAAGCAGGGGAUGGCUGCAGAUUCUAAGAACGACGUUAAAGAGUCUACCACAUCGACAGAUGCUGAGAUAAAAACAAAAACCAUGAAGAAGAAGAAAGGAUUGUUCUCAAGAUUGUGGGGUGCAAUAUUUAGAUUACAUAGGGAUGAUUUUGAAAAGAGAUUGCAAUAUAUAUCCAAAGAAGAGGCCGCUAUUCUUUCAAGGAUUACAAGACGUUCAAAUAGCUGGCGGAGAAUGACUAGGCACCUGAUGUUAUUCUCAGUUCUUUUUGAGGCGAUUGCCUUAGGUUAUGCUAUCAUGUCCACUAAGUCUUUAGACUUGGACUGGAAAAUGAGGGCAUUGCGAGUCUUACCAGUGUUUUUGCUACCGGCAUUAUCUUCCAUUACUUACUUCACACUCAGAAGCUUCACAAGGAUGUUUGACCAGAAAGACAAUAAGACACUUGAAAAGCUUCGAGCUGAGAGGCAAGCAAAAUUAGAUGAACUGAAAGAGAAGACAAAUUAUUAUAGUACUCAACAGCUGAUACAGAGGUACGACACUGAUCCAGCUGCCAAGGCUGCUGCUGCCACAGUGCUGGCGUCCAAGUUGGGUGCAGAUUCUGGUCUGAAACUAUAUAUGGAAGAUGUAGCUACUGGAAAGAGCAAUGACCUGGAAGUUGCAAAGACUAGUGGACUACGAAAUAGAAAACCAUCCCCCACGAAUAAUAGUCCGAGAAGUGCAUCCACACAUCAUACUGGGGAAGAAAUUUCCAACCAUGUGGGAUUUGAGGGUACUACCAUGUCCCAGCAACAUCAGAUGGUUGUAGAGCAUCACCAGCAAGCAGGUUCAACUCAGGAUGGAGGAUGGAUUGCUCGAUUUGCUGCUUUACUUGUGGGAGAGGACCCCGCGCAGUCAUAUGCACUAAUAUGUGGAAACUGCCACAUGCACAAUGGUCUGGCAAGGAAAGAAGAAUACUCGUACGUUACAUACUAUUGCCCACAUUGCAAUGCCUUGAACCAACCAAAACACUCUGAACGCGUCUCUGGUUCAACCACGCGUUCGACCUCACCUACCAUGGCGUCCUCAGUUGUGGAGGAGACUGAUGUUGUACCAAAUGCUGGUGGUUCAACAGGGGAGACAAUUGCUGCAAGCGGUAGCGCUGUAGCUGCAGUGGAUGCGAUUUCUGGAAGCUAAGCUUGUGCUUUUUGGUUGAGUAGACGACCACAUAUGUGGGAUUUAAUAUACAAAUUGCAGGGUGAUUAGGAAUUAUUUCACCCAAUGCGAGAGGUUACCUUUCAUUCUCUUUAUACAACUAUUCGUGUUGUAAACGUAACUUGAGAUGCGGAGUUAUAUAUACAGUUUUGUCA